AUGGCUCACAGCGGCGCAUUGGCGAGAACUGAGUCGGUGGAAAAAGAGAUGCAUAAGAGCCAGGACCACAGCAAAACCUUCGUGUUCACAAAAAAGAGAGGCUACGAUGUCACCCGAAACCCCCAUCUGAAUAAGUUGGCCAGUUUCCCCUUGCAGCUCUCUGACUCCUGGGGGACCUACUGGCCGCAUGAAAAGCCUGCCUCAGGGGGAUCUACGUUUGAAGAGCUCCUGCCUGUCCCCUACCUCCGCCCCCUCUGCCCUCCCUGA
Knipowitschia caucasica is the source of this 267-nucleotide messenger RNA. The record is from the annotation of a GenBank genome assembly. Lineage: Eukaryota; Metazoa; Chordata; Actinopteri; Gobiiformes; Gobiidae.